Molecule: messenger RNA, 1647 nt
Organism: Paramuricea clavata
Lineage: Eukaryota; Metazoa; Cnidaria; Anthozoa; Malacalcyonacea; Plexauridae
Source: the annotation of a GenBank genome assembly
AUGCCAUCGAGUACUGCUGGGGUGAAUUACGCUGACUUAUCAACGGAGGUUCUCCAUCUCCUCCUGGCGCAACAAAAUCUAGCGCUUUCUGGUUCGCGUGAUAUUCUUCUUCGUCGCCUCGCCGAUCACGAUGGAGCAGAAGUCCCAGCUGCAUCGAGUGCCAAUCCGAGACCCAGCUCAACACCGGAUUUUUCAAAAAAUCUAAAAACUGCUUACCUCUUGCCGAAAACCGUUGAUAGUAAUUUACUCGACAAAGUCAAACAAGGUCACACUAUUGGGCCUUUCAGUUCACCCCCAUUUCAAAAUUUUCAAAUUUACCCUUUGGGUCUCUUUCCUAAAAAGAAUUCGUCCAAAUGGAGAACAAUUUUCCGCUUGUCGUAUCCAAAAACUUUGAACGCCAGCGUCAAUGCGAACACUUCCUCCGAGGAAUAUUCGCUACAAUAUGUACGCCUUGAUGAUGCUAUAAGAAUCCUUCUAAAGCUCGGUCCAAAAUGUUUCAUGGCCAAAACUGAUGUUAAAUCCGCCUUUCGUAACAUACCAGUACAUCCUGAUGACUGGGAACUUCUCGGCAUGAAAUGGCGUGAUUUGUAUUUUUUCGAUCGUGUACUUCCUUUUGGUCUUCGAAGUGCCCCUUUCAUUUUCAACAUGCUUUCUGAUGCACUCGAAUGGAUUGUUAUACACAAACUAGGAGUUUCAAACGUUCUCCAUAUUUUGGACGAUUUCUUUAUAGCCGAACCCACACCACGUUCGGCAUGUUUAACUUCCUUAUGUAAAUUGUUGUGCCUGUUUACCGAGUUAGAUGUUCCAAUUGCCCCUGGAAAAACGUAUGCCCCUAACCAAGUAUUGGAGUUUCUUGGGAUUUCUUUAGACUCUGUCCGCAUGAUAGCUUGUCUUCCCCCUGAUAAACUUGGUCAAGCUAAGUCUUUGCUUGAGAAUUGGCAAAAACGUUCAUCGUGUAAGUUAAAGGAACUUCAAUCUCUAAUUGGCGUUCUCCAGUUUGCAUGUCGUGUGAUUGCCCCGGGACGUACGUUUCUUCGUCGCAUGAUCGCUUUAACAUGUGGGGUAAAACAGCCUUACCAUUUUGUUCGAUUAAACUCAGGGUUUUAUAAAGACUUAGCUAUGUGGGAACUUUUUCUAAAACAUUAGAACGGUAUUAGCCUUUUUCUCGAGUCCGAACAGACGCCAUCGCCAACACUUCAACUGUAUACAGACGCAGCUGGUUCCAUAGGUUUCAGUGGUUAUUUAGCAGGGCAAUGGUUCCAAGGCCUUUGGCUGCCGGAACAAAAUAUCAACCAAAAAACCGGUAUUUCGAUCGCAUGGCAAGAACUUUAUCCAAUUUAUCUUGCCUGCUGUCUCUGGGGAUCCCAGUGGACAUCUAAACUCAUUGUGUUUUUCUGUGACAACGAGUCCAUCGUUCAAGUUCUUAAUCAAAAAGCCUCUAAAAGUCCGAAGAUAAUGGAUUUACUGCGACCAAUUGUCCUUUGUAUGCUAACAAAUAAUUUUACGUUUACCGCUAAACAUGUGCGCGGAAUCGAUAAUGGCAUUGCUGACUCGCUCUCUCGUUUUCAGAUGGACCGCUUCAAGCAAUUAGCGCCGUUGGCCUCUCCUCUGCCUUGCGUCAUCCCGUCAUCGAUGAUUCAAACCUAA